AUGGCGAUUUUCAGCACGUUGCUUGCCAUCUUGCAAUUAUUACUCAUCGAUGCAGCGUCGACGGUACCGGGGACAUGGAUAAACGUCGGUUUGCAACAUUUCCCGCAACUCGAGUCUACGCAAAUGAUAGAAACCUACGACGUGGCGGCGUCUAGUAUUUGCCACGGGCUGAAGGGUCUCUCGCAGGGCCAAGGGAAACUAUGUCAACUUUCCGUGGAUCACAUGCCAAGUGUGGCAAGAGGCGCUAAGUUUGGGAUUGUCGAGUGCCAGCACCAAUUCCGCGACCGAAGGUGGAAUUGUUCCACCGUUCAUGACGAGUCCGUGUUUGGACCUAUGCUCAGAUUAGCUAGCAGGGAAACUGCGUUCGUUCAUGCUAUCACAGCUGCAGGGGUAGUUUAUUCGAUCAGCAGAUCCUGCAGGGACGGCCAGUUAUCUUCCUGUGGCUGUUCCAGAAGCAGCAGACCUAGAGAUCUAGAUCGACAUUGGAUUUGGGGAGGCUGUGGCGACAACCUCGAGUACGGAUACAAAUUUACCCAAGCAUUCGUCGACGUUAGAGAACGGGAACGCAGCUUUAAAAGGGGUAGCAGAGAGCAAGGCAGAAGUCUGAUGAAUCUUCAUAAUAACGAAGCUGGUCGCAGGGCUGUCAUUAAAAGAUCUAAGGUAACUUGCAAGUGCCACGGGGUUUCCGGAAGUUGCAGUUUGAUUACUUGUUGGCAACAACUGGCAUCAUUUCGAGAAAUUGGUGAUUUUCUAUUAGAUAAAUACGAUGGGGCAACAGAGGUCAGGGUAAAUAGGCGUGGGCGUCUUUCUAUGCGAGAUCCAAGAUUUUCUUUACCCACAGCGAAUGAUCUCGUUUAUUUGGACGAGUCUCCAAACUAUUGUCUUCCUAAUGAAACAUUCGGAUCACUAGGUACACACGGCAGAAUUUGCAACAGAACAUCAUCUGGUAUGGACGGAUGUAAUCUCCUUUGUUGUGGUAGGGGUUACAACACACAGAAAUCAACUAUCCGAGAAAGAUGCGAGUGCAAAUUUCAUUGGUGUUGCUUCGUAGAAUGUAAAACUUGUGUUAAGAGUAUAGACAUUCACACUUGCAAAUAAAAUCUCGAUCAUAUCAAUAUUUGUAAAAACUUGAUUUGACUUUUGAAAUUCAACUUUAUUUGUAU
Messenger RNA from Colletes gigas, 1163 nucleotides. RefSeq names its product protein Wnt-5b-like. Lineage: Eukaryota; Metazoa; Arthropoda; Insecta; Hymenoptera; Colletidae. The transcript is spliced from 7 exons. Gene Ontology annotation, biological process: neuron differentiation; multicellular organism development; canonical Wnt signaling pathway. Gene Ontology annotation, cellular component: extracellular region. The record is from RefSeq and is a predicted model, not a curated record. Gene Ontology annotation, molecular function: cytokine activity; frizzled binding. The coding region runs from base 1 to 1098 and encodes 365 amino acids.